This is a messenger RNA of Brachypodium distachyon (stiff brome), 411 nucleotides long. The record is from the annotation of a RefSeq genome assembly. NCBI's taxonomy places the organism in Eukaryota, Viridiplantae, Streptophyta, Magnoliopsida, Poales, Poaceae.
AUGGGCAAAGACACUAUUGCUGAUUUACUAACCUCUAUAAGAAACGCGGACAUGAAUAAAAAAGCAACAGUUCGAGUAGUAUCUACAAAUAUUACUGAAAACAUUGUAAAAAUACUUCUACGAGAGGGUUUUAUUGAAAGUGUUCGGAAACAUCAGGAACGUAACAGAUAUUUCUUGGUUUUAACUUUGCGACAUCAAAAGAGAAAGACUAGAAAAGGAAUAUAUAGAACAAGAACUUUUUUAAAGCGUAUCAGCCGACCCGGCUUACGAAUUUAUACCAACUAUCAAGGAAUUCCUAAAGUUUUGGGUGGAAUGGGAAUUGCUAUUCUUUCUACUUCUCGAGGGAUAAUGACAGAUCGAGAGGCUCGACUAAACAGAAUUGGGGGAGAAGUCUUAUGUUAUAUAUGGUAA